Nannospalax galili (Upper Galilee mountains blind mole rat) is the source of this 2377-nucleotide messenger RNA. It is a transcript of the gene Lin52, whose product is annotated as lin-52 DREAM MuvB core complex component. Gene Ontology annotation, cellular component: DRM complex. The record is from RefSeq and is a predicted model, not a curated record. The transcript has 6 exons. The coding region runs from base 152 to 502 and encodes 116 amino acids. Gene Ontology annotation, biological process: regulation of DNA-templated transcription. NCBI's taxonomy places the organism in Eukaryota, Metazoa, Chordata, Mammalia, Rodentia, Spalacidae.
GUGGGACUGUCUUCAGGGGCGGGGUUAAGCAAAUACCGCCCUGGGGCGGGGGAACGAGACCCGGCCGCGAGCUGGGAAUAGGUUCUCUCCGUGGGGGGCGUGGCUUGUGGAGCCUGGCUUUUCCCGCCGACGGUUAGCCACGUCACGUGACAUGGGUUGGAAGAUGGCGUCUCCCACAGACGGGACAGAUUUGGAAGCAUCUUUGCUAAGUUUUGAGAAACUUGACCGUGCUUCACCAGAUCUUUGGCCAGAACAAUUACCCGGCGUUGCUGAAUUUGCAUCUUCUUUCAAAAGUCCUAUCACUAGCUCUCCACCCAAAUGGAUGGCUGAAAUUGAACGUGAUGACAUUGACAUGUUGAAAGAACUGGGGAGCCUCACCACAGCUAAUUUAAUGGAGAAGGUACGAGGCCUACAGAACCUGGCCUAUCAGCUGGGGCUGGAUGAGUCCAGAGAGAUGACAAGGGGGAAGUUCCUCAACAUUCUAGAGAAGCCCAAGAAGUAACAGCUACUUGUGUCCAGGUGUCCUGAAGACUGUAACCAAGUUCCCACCCUGUGCAGCUCUAACAAUGCACACCUCAUGCUUUCUGGGAAGAGACCAGAGGCUGAACUUCCAGGACCAUCCUUCUCUCCUGCUCCUAGCACUGUGCACCUCUGAAGACAUUUGGUAGCAAGAGAAGACAAUUCCCUACCCAAGGAUCAUUGCCAUUUACUAAGUCAGCAUCACAGGCCUGUAUGUCAGUAACACCAGAGGUUUUGUCAUUCCGAAAGCUCAAAGUUGUGCUUUCUCAUUUCCACAAGUGGUUUGGGAGCCCCAGGAUCUUCGAGUUGCUUUGAUUCUGUACUGGCAGAUCAAUUGUGACAUGUUGAUUGACUGGUUUGUGUUGAGUUGUACUUCAGGAUGAAGAGAUCAGAGACCAACUAAAUUCUGAACCAGACUGCAUCUUGAUCUUUGAACUCUCUAGGAUACAAUGGAUGCCAGGACUCCCAUGCUGGAGUAACAGAAUCUUCUUGAAAUGUGCAUCUGCUUUUUAAAUUUUGCACCCCUCAUGAUACUCUUCAUCCUUAAUGGCAUCUGUUCCCUGCUUCCCAGCCCCACCUUGCAGGUUUAACUCUAGGCAAGUGGCUGCCUCCUGGGACUGGCUUGUAGAGAGAAAGGUACAUGCUAUGCCACCUUGUGUUCUGGACCUCAAGUCCAAUAUGAAGAUAACAAAAAAGACUUCUGAGUUCUAGUUAAUCUGUUACAUAAGUGAAAGAAUAAGUAUGGCCUGAUAGCACAGUUUAUGAGAGUUUUCAUUUGACUGAGAACUAGAAGCCCUAAGUGACUUAGUGUGUGCUAUCAGAUGGUAACAGUAUGUUGUCCCCCUUUUCCCUCAGAGCACACAUAUCAGAUACUUCACCUACUUGACAGAAACGUACACACAAGAAUUCCCUGUCUUAAAUACAACUCUCAUGGAGUUCUUUGCUAGUUGAAUGUAUCUGUGCUAAAAUCUGAAAGUUUGGGCCAUGGGUAAAAAUAGACAUAUUCUAUUAGACAUAGUCUUUCACAUUUUGACAAGUACAGAGAGUCCCCUAAACUUUAUAGAAAGAAUAACUCUGUGGCAGUAGUCCAAUAGAGUUUGGAUGCAAGAAGAGUUAUGGUCAAGUUUGUGGUCUUGAGUAUCACUUAGGACACACCAGUCCUCAGUUUGACAACUGGUCUUUUGACCAUUUUCUGAUAUUUGUACCUGUUUCCAACGCUAGAAUUAGAAUUGAUAUAUUUUCCCCUCAUUUAUGUCAUUUGAUCAUCAACACAAUUUAACUCUUUGAAAAGAAUAAAACAAUGGAGCACGAAAUACAAAAGAUGAUCUGAGAAGAGAGGAGUCUGCUGGGGUACUCCCCAGAGGGGCUGGCUGCAGAGGCUGAUUUUAAGUUAAGCCUACGUUUGAUAUUUCUUAGUCUCACUAAGUACGGUUAAAGCGAGUGUGUGCAAGUGGUCAGAAAUAGUGCCAUAAUGUCAGGGUUUUUGCUUCACUCUGUGUUUGGGAGUUUAUGACUUCAGGCACUUUUGUGUUUGAAGAAAUUGAAAAAUGUGUGGAGAAUACUGAGCUAUCUCCCCUACACCAACCCAGUCUUCAAUGGGAAGCCACUAGUUGGUUUUCUGAUCUGCUGUGGCCUCCUUCUUUUACUGUCAUCCUGUUCACCAGCACUUAAUGUAAGUAGAUGUUUAAGAAUUGCAAUAUUUAUUGGGUUUGUAUUUGUCAUCCUUAGAAAUAUUAAUGAUGUAUUUUUAUAUUGAUAAUAUAAAUUUAUGUAUAGUAUGUAUAUUUUAGGACGUUAAAGGAUUGUACUUUGUGUAUGUUUUCUGUGUGUUCAUAAUAAAUGUGUCCCUUGUAUAGGA